AUGGUCAAUAAUCUUCGUUCAUUUACAACUGCUAAAGAAAUGUGGGAUUAUUUGCGACGAAUUUAUUAUCAGGAUAAUUCUGCACGAAAAUUUCAAUUGGAGUUGGAUAUUGGGAAUUAUCGACAGGGAAAUUUGUCAAUUGAACAAUUUUAUUCAGGUUUUAUUAACUUAUGGAGCGAGUAUUCCAAGUUGGUGCAGUCUAAAGUUCCUAAAGAUACUUUAGCAGCAUUACAAAUGGUUCAUCCUGAAAGUCAACUGGAUCAAUUUUUGAUGAAAUUACGACCCGAAUUUGAAAGUACACGUGCUGGGUUAAUCAAUCGUAGUCCUGUACCGUCCUUGAAUGUCUGCUUAGGAGAACUAUUGCGUGAAGAACAGCGACUUGCUUCUCAGCAUAGCAUCAGUCCGAGCAAUGAGAAUUUUGAGAUGGUCAAUGUAGCCGAUGCCGCACAAGGCAAAGGAAAAUCCAAAUCAUCACCACAGUGUUACAGGUGCAAGGAGUUCAGUCACAUUGCAAAAUACUUUACCAAGAAAUUCUGCAACUAUUGCAAAAAGGAGGGUCAUAUUAUCAAAGACUGUCAAGUGCGACCUCAGAAUCGAUCACCUCCUGCUUUUCAUCAUGCUGUUCAGUCCAACCUUGCAGCUGCAUCUUCAGAUCAGUUAGGUACCUUGGGUUCCCCCUCAACUCUUACACUUGAACAUGCUCAAUAG
Molecule: messenger RNA, 708 nt
Organism: Olea europaea var. sylvestris
Lineage: Eukaryota; Viridiplantae; Streptophyta; Magnoliopsida; Lamiales; Oleaceae
Exons: 1
Coding region: 1-708 (235 amino acids)
Molecular function (GO): nucleic acid binding; zinc ion binding
Source: RefSeq, a predicted model, not a curated record